AUGGCCGCAGAACACCACAUCGACCUGGGGCAAAUCGAGCACGCUCUGCGACGCGAGAGCGGUGUGAAGGAUGCGGUUGUACUUUUGCAGCCUGGAAAGGGGACUGAGACGCGUCUUCUCUGCUUCGUAACUCUCCGUGAGAGUGACGACCAAUCUGACUCCGAGCUUGAUGGUGAUGAAGCACUGUCUCUGGUCCACUUAUGGGGAGAUUACUUCGACUCAGAGACGUACAGCAACAUGGCCAAUGUCCAGGCUGACCUGACCGGACGAGACUUCAUUGGCUGGGUUUCCGCGUACGAUGGCAGUGUCAUCGAUGGAGCGGAGAUGGACGAGUGGUUGGAUGACACGAUCGCGACUAUACUGGACGGGGGGCAUUCUGGCCAUAUUCUCGAGAUUGGAACAGGUUCUGGGAUGAUUCUCUUCAAUUUGGCUGGAGAACUGCAGACCUACGUCGGGUUGGAGCCUUCCGCACACGCGGUUAGCUUUGUCACCAAAAGGGUAGCGUCUACGGCUGGACUGAAGAACAAGGUCGACAUGAUCAGGGCGACCGCAACAGACUUGGCCCGACUUGACAAACCUGUGUCACCUGGCCUUGUCAUCUUGAACUCUGUUAUCCAGUAUUUUCCGGGCCAGGAUUACUUGUUCAGGAUCAUACAAGAUAUUGUGAAGUUGGACACAGUCGAAACCAUCUUCAUAGGCGACGUCCGAUCCAUGGCACUGCAUAGGGAGUUCCUCGUGGCCAAGGCCCUACGCACCACUGGUCUGAAAGCACGCAAGGACGAAAUCUGGGACAUGGUGACUCAAAUGGAAGAGUCAGAGCCCGAACUGCUCAUUGAUCCUGCCUUCUUCAUAGAAUUGGCAAGCCGCCUCCCCGACCGCAUCGAACAUGUGGAAAUCCUUCCGAAGAAAAUGCGUGCCGACAAUGAGCUCAGUUGCUUUCGUUAUGCCGCUGUCAUAUACGUCAAGGCCACCAUGCAGCAGCCGCUUAAACUCCACAAUAUUGAUCAAGAACAAUGGACAGACUUCACAAAGCAAGGAUUGACUCGCGCUUCACUGUUGGAACUCGUACGGAACCAAAUCCGGUCAUCGCCUGUCCCAAUAUGUAAUAUCCCGAAUCGGAAGUUCAAUCUGGAGCGUCAUAUCGUCGAUCUAUUGAACUCCCAGGAGCCAGACAUCACCGUGGAUACGAAUUGGCUUCAUCUUUGCAUCAAUCAGCUCAAUGUUUGCCUUCACUCUCGGCUAUUGACUUGGUUGAUCUCGCCCGAGAAGUUGGCUGCCAGGUAG
Molecule: messenger RNA, 1284 nt
Organism: Purpureocillium lilacinum
Lineage: Eukaryota; Fungi; Ascomycota; Sordariomycetes; Hypocreales; Ophiocordycipitaceae
Molecular function (GO): S-adenosylmethionine-dependent methyltransferase activity
Source: RefSeq, a predicted model, not a curated record